AUGGCCCAAAACGGACUUCUCAGCCUGGAGAAUGUUUCAUCUUCUCUGAUCGAAAAGAUGGAAAAAACUAUUAGAGACACCUCUAUUCAGCUGGGCAAUCACCUUCGAAAACUAGGAUAUCCACAUCCAACCGAAGAGCCAAAUACUCCGAUCCAUGUCUCGCCUUCUACGGCACCUGAGGAAGCGCAUCUACUACGACACAAGUUGAACCAGGAUACACUGACGCUUUCUCGCCUAGCCAGCGGCCUAACAGAGUACAUUGCUCAUAUUUCUCUACAUGUAAGAUUUGGCUACGCGGACGACACAGCUUUUCUAGCUAUCUCCCCAUCUCUUGCUACUAAUUGCCAAGCCUUAUCAGACUCUCUUCAAGAAGCUCUCGACUGGGACGCUGCUGAAGGGAUUACAUUUGCACCAGAUAAAUAUGAGCUCCUUCGUUUCUCCCGACACAGGACAGACCAAGACCCAAACAGCACACCCUCAGUGAUAGCCGGGUCCAUUACAAUCUCAGAAAACACUGAAUGCCCGUAUCUACGUUGGCUAGGAACUCUCUUCGAUAAAAAACUGACCUUUAAGUGGCAUGUCGGUGAAACGGCGUCUAAAGCCCUCACUGAAACACUAUUCGAGGAGUUAAACCCCAUCUACUACAGCAGGUUGCAUCGGGCUGUGUCCUCUAUAAAGCAUACUACGGUGCCGAAACCUAGUGGCCAGGCCGUAUCCGCCCCGGGUCUCCCCAGAUUACUAGCAGGUGCAAGAGCAGUCCCCCCAACUUUUCGUACAACCCCGGUGUCUGUCCUACACCGAGAGUCUGGAUUCUUUACUCCAGAAAUCGAACUAGACCAAAUAGCCCUUCUAGCAGCUGUCCGCCUUCGGCGCCUUGAUCCAUAUCAUCCGCUCCGGAAACGGGCAGAGCAGGUUUCCAGAAACGGCCGACCAAUCAGUCGGUUUGCUCGUCGCGUGCUAGCCCUCCCCAACUCUGAACAAGUAAACCCUCUGCAAUAUGCUCCCUGGUACCCUUGGGCUCCAAUGGGACGCACUAAAGAAAAAGCCGCGGCUGAUUUCUUAGAUUUCCGACAUAUAAUUCCCGGCUCUGAUAUCAUAUUCCUUUGCUCCUCACUCUCAUUCGGACCUGGGAAAGAAGUCUUUGAUGCGGAAGCAGAAGCUGCUCUAGCCGGUGCUCAGGCAGCUAUAGCACUCUCAACAGCUCGAUUUGCCACUAAUCUAUGGAUCUGCCUAGACAACCUGGAAGUUGCCACACGCCUUCUAUCUCCCUCCACAGGAUCUUCUCAAGGAGUCUUUGAAUCCUUCUGCACACUAGCAGCCGCCUGGCCACUCCGCGAAAGGCUUCCUCAUACCAAAAGUGGCUCUAUCCGAAUUCGAUGGGUCCCUGGACACGCAAAAAUCCCUGAAAAUGGGGCGGCUGAUCUCGCUGCCAAGGAGGGCGCUGCCUCUAUCCCCCCUUCUCCACACAGGUCCUCCUAUGCCUCGCUAAACAGGUAUGCCAAGGCUGGAGCCCUUUCUACUGCUCAAAACAUUAUGGCAGAGCGUAGCACCACAGACGUACCAAGAUCUUGGAAUCUCUACAUCUCCAAAGCGCCCAGGUGA
Molecule: messenger RNA, 1602 nt
Organism: Talaromyces stipitatus ATCC 10500
Lineage: Eukaryota; Fungi; Ascomycota; Eurotiomycetes; Eurotiales; Trichocomaceae
Exons: 6
Coding region: 1-1602 (533 amino acids)
Molecular function (GO): nucleic acid binding
Source: RefSeq, a predicted model, not a curated record